AUGGUAACUCAGGCUAAACUUCAAUAUUAUCGUCAUAAUUAUUGUUUAGUAUGUAUGACUGGAGUUUUAGGAUGUAGAUGGCAUCGUUAUAAACAAUCCACCAGGGACAGUCGCAAGAGAGAUUUACUAUGGUUUACAUUAUUUGUAAUAACAUUCCUCUUUAUCAUAUUCUAUUUCUACUUCUGGUUAAUUGCUAAAAACAGUUUUGAUGACUUAAAUUGGCAAAUGUUUAAACUUAUCAAGUCAUGGGUACCAUGGUAUAAGAUAAUGUUAGGUUUAACAUGUGCAGCUUUUGGUUACAUGUUUAUUGUUAUGUUUUUGUAUUUAUGUCAUGCAUAUCAUGGUCAUCAACUUUAUAUCCAUCCAAUACAUAUUGUAUUGAUAAUUGCCACGUUAUUGUGUUGUGUUGCUAUGUGUAUAGCAUUAGAUAACCAGUGGGCCACACAAUUCUAUGUUCUCUAUUUAUCAUUAAAGGUUACAGGACCAUUCUUACAGAUAGGCACUGUCAUAUUAUUAACAUCUUUAACAUGGUUGAUAGCUGGACAGUGGUAUAAAAUAAGAAACCUAGCUAUAAAAUGGUCAUUAUUAUUAUUCUUUAUUAUUAUAAUGGUUGGUUUGUACAUAACACCUCUUUAUAUCAAAUCACCAUGUGUUAUAUCUAUAGAAGAAUUACCACCAAAACCUAAAUUACUCUCUCAUAGAGGAGCAUCACGAAUUGCCCCAGAAAAUACAUUAAUAGCAUUCCAAAAAGCUAAUGAAAGUGGAGUUUAUGGUUAUGAAUCAGAUGUUGUGAUAAGUUUUGAUGGAGUCCCUUAUUUAAUGCAUGAUAGUACAUUAAGAAGAACAACAAAUAUUAAAGAUGUGUUCCCUGAUAGAAUAGAUGAUGAUGUUUCUAUGUUUAAUAUAUCUGAUGUCAAAAAAUUAAAUGCUGGAGGUUGGUUUUUAGAGACUGAUCCAAUGUGGAGUGUAAGUAGUUUAACAGAAGAAGAUAAAAUUAUAUAUAAAAAUCAAUCUAUACCAACAUUAGAAGAAUUUAUACAACUAGCAGUGGAAACUAAUAAAAUUGUUAUCUUUGAUUUACGUUUACCACCAAUAUAUCAUCCUUAUUUCAACCAAUCUAUUAAUAUUACUAUUGAUGCUAUACAGAGAGCUGGUCUCAAACUUCAAAAUUUAUGGUGGCUAGAAGAUACAACUUUAGAAAGUCGAAAAGGUGUCAAAUUAACAGCUGAAAUGUAUGAACCAUUACAAUACUUACAUGAUAAUAAUAUAACUAAUGUUAAUGUACAGUAUGAUGAAAUAACAGCAGAUCAAAUUAGAGAAUAUAAAGAAGAUAAUAUAACAACUAAUGUAUGGUUAAUAAAUAGUAAAUGGUUUUUAUCAUACUAUUGGUGUAUUGGUGCUGAGUCUAUAACUACUAAUAAUUGUGAUAUAUUAAGUCAGAUGGAAUCCCCAGUAUGGCAAUUAGAACCAAGUAAUUAUUUGAUAUUAUGGGUAUCUAUUGAUGUUUUAUCUGUGAUAAUUAUUACUACAAUAUUUAUUGUACACAGGGUACGAUUAUAUGGAACGUCUUUCAGUCCAGAAACUAUUUCAUUGAAUGCGGCCAAGAAUGCUUAUAAAUCACGAACAAUGAAAGAACAAUUAUUAGGAAGAGAUGUGAAUCAUGAUCCUUCAGAUGAUGUUGAGAGAAAUGGUGUAUUAAACAGACCUGCUGCAUAUUCUAUGGCAUCGUUACCAGGUGAUAGUAGCUACAGACCAUAUUCAGAACAUGUUGCCACAAGACCUGAUGCUAAAUAUGAGCUAGAAUAAUGGUGCCAGGUAUAUAUGUAUGAUUUGUAUGGUUAAGGAUCGUGUUGAAACUCUGUGCCAUGUUUUUUAAGACAUUAUGUAUCUUUCUUCCGUGGGUUGAAAAAACCUCAAGUAUUUUUCUUUCAUAGGUGUGAAAAAAUCAGUAUGUAUCUUUCUUAUUUAAGACAAUACUUCUACUUAAGGUCCUGUCAAAAUAUACAUCCUUUGAUAAACUUAUGUGAAAGUUUAGCACAUAAUUCAUAUUAUUUAAAAUAAGUUUCAUACCUUUUCUGCUAUGAUCUGUCAUACAAUUUUUGACAAAAUCUGUCCAUUUUCUUUAUAUGUUGUGAUGACCUUAAACCUGAGUGCUAAAUUUCAACUUACACAUUAUUUUGAUAAAAUGCUUACAUAUAAACUGAAAUUUAAUACAAUUUUAUACGUAAUUUUAUAUUUAUUGCUAAAAAUGCAAUGUAACAACCCAAUAAAAACCCUUAACAAUUUACAUUUUAUAUUUAUAUCAUUUAACAUAACUUUAUUGGACCAACAAAUACCAUAUAUACCUCUAGAAAUUAUAAUGAUUCUUAAAAGAAAUACUAAUAAGUUUUAAAAUAUUCAUCAGUAAAAUCCAAGUCUUUUGUCAUUAUUUUUACUUAUUCAAUAUGAUUAUAUAAUUGGAUGUGCUGUAAUAAAGGUCAGUAGUCUUAAUAUGAUAAUUUAAGCAAGAACCCAUGUUUCUUUAGCAAUCGUGUACACAGUUUAUCACAUUGUACUUCGUACACCGUUGCAAAAAGAACAUGAACCCUGUUUCUUGGCAAAAUAUUUAAAAAAAAAGUGUGUAGUAUUGUGCUUUCUUCAAUACUAGUGUAAAUGGUAUAUAUAAGAGGUCUUCAACCAUCCCUGUAUUUGUAAAAAAAAAAUUCAAAAUUGAAAAUGUUAAAAUAUUAUGAAAUUGAAUAUAUUGUGAAAUAUUAAUAGAAAUGAAACAUUAAUAGAAAGGAAAUUUAAAAAAAUCAAAAUAUGAGAGUGAAUUGUAUGCUUGAUGUUUAAUUAACCCCUUAUCUUGUAAUUCACACCAGAUCAAGGUUGUCUUAAAGGUAAUAACUUCUUCCUUCAAUCUUACAAUUCCUUUCAAUUUCUUGUUUAAGCAUCUGAAUUCUUUUUGUUCCAUCAAUAGUGCCACCUUUCAGAAUGAUAUUCUUGAGUUUAUCAUCAGUUCAUUCUUGUUGGAUCUUUCAUUCACUGGUUAAGAUAUUAAGUUAAAGGAUUACUUUCAUCAAAAUGAACAAGUUUUAACAAGUUUUACUAAUUAUUUUGUUAUUUUGAGUUUUAUCAAAGUAUUAGAUGGAAAUAUCAUUUUCUGUAGUUGAUCAAAUUAAUCCUAUAAAAUAGUUGGUUUAGCUAUGUGUAAUAAUCUUAAAUGGCAUUUUGAAUUUUCAACAAAAAUGUUUUUUGAAUCUGGAAAAUUAAUUUACUAAAUUCAUUUGAAUUUAGUAACCAAAACCCUGCAAUAAUAGAACUAGCUUGAGGAUUACCAGAGAAACUUUAUUGUUAGCUAAGAUGUUAUUUUGUUAUAUUUUGUUAUAUUUGGUUAAUAGUUAUGAUUGUUAUCAUAGAUUGUUAUGUUAUUAUUUUUCUCUACUAUAAGUUUUGUCUAUUUUGAUAAAUGAAUGAUAGAAAAUUUUAUAUGAUUUUGAAUAACACCAAAGAUGGAUGCCCCCAGUGAAAAGAUAUAUUUGUAUUACAGCCCUUGUAGCUCUUGAAAUAAAUACUUCUAAAAAACCAAUUCUGAUUUAAAGGAAGAUCAAAAUGUUUCAUUUAUUCCUUUGUCUGUUGGUGACUUUAAUUGUCAUCUAUGAUCUGACACAAUUAUUAUAGAAUACAUGUUCAAGAGCAUUAAAAUAUUCAACUAAAUUCUCUGUGCAAUGAUAGAAUGAUUACUACAUGAAGAAUAGAUAAAUAUUGAAUUGUAUUGUUAUAAUUUGAAUUAUGACAACUUUUGACACAUUUGGCUGAACACCAUUUAAAAAUGGGUUUUAUCAGAUCAUUGAUGGCAAGUGUACUAAUCCUCAAAAAAUAAAAUAAAAUGAAAAUGGAAACAUGAAUGAACAUGAAUCAAAUUGACUCAUAAUUAAGAAGUAUAAACCCUUGAUAGAAAUGUCCAUAUUAUAAAAGUAUUCAAAUUUCAAAUACUAACUAACCUAACAUUACCUACUAUUUGUAGUCUAUAUCCUUGUGUAAUUUUUGUGUAACACAUUGUACAGUAUGUCAGAAUAUUUAAUAUUUUGAUAAGGUUAGGUUGUCCAGGUCUGUGUUUUGGUAUACAUGGGACAUGCAUCUUCUAUGUCCUCAAAAUUUAAAAACAUUGUUAUCCAGGUAGUUUAUUACUUUAAGGCUAUUCAUUAAGUUACUCAAUAUUUAAUUUAAAAUUUUAUUUAUUAUAGCAUAUUAUUCAAGAAAAGUUUGUGCAUGUUUUUAAAAAAAAUGCAUGAAAUAUUGAUUUUUAAAUCAUAAAAACUUGAAAUAAGGCAAAGACAUGUGAUACACUUUUAACAUUUUUGGAAAUCAUAUCCAAAUCAACAAAUGUAAUAAGUGAUCAAAUAUAUCAAUAUGUAUUACUCUGACUAACAUAUCUAUAAAACUGAGUUGUGUUUCUGGGGCAUAAUCAAACCUUUUUAUUUUAUUAUACAUGUACAUAAAUAUUUAAUUCAGAAUAAAUAUUUCUAAUAAAUAUAUUUAUUUAAA
Messenger RNA from Lottia gigantea (owl limpet), 4527 nucleotides. RefSeq lists its product as hypothetical. The record is from RefSeq and is a predicted model, not a curated record. NCBI's taxonomy places the organism in Eukaryota, Metazoa, Mollusca, Gastropoda, Lottiidae. Gene Ontology annotation, cellular component: membrane. The coding region runs from base 1 to 1806 and encodes 601 amino acids. Gene Ontology annotation, molecular function: glycerophosphodiester phosphodiesterase activity. The transcript has 13 exons. Gene Ontology annotation, biological process: lipid metabolic process.